This is a messenger RNA of Pectinophora gossypiella (pink bollworm), 1537 nucleotides long. RefSeq lists its product as uncharacterized. The record is from RefSeq and is a predicted model, not a curated record. Bases 218 to 1192 code for a protein of 324 amino acids. The transcript is spliced from 2 exons. Lineage: Eukaryota; Metazoa; Arthropoda; Insecta; Lepidoptera; Gelechiidae.
ACCAUAGCGGCGCCACGCGCUCACUCGCAAAAAGAACCAAUAAUAACAGUUCCAAUAACCGCUUCCGGUUUUAAAUACUAGGUGUUUUAAAUUUCAAUAAAUUCUUCGAAAGAAAGUUGUGGUGGCCAGUGUGAAUUUGUUUUUUUUUUAUUCACUUUUUAAUGAGGACUGAAGCAGACCACCGCUCGGAAUCCUGAAGUGCCUUGAAAAACAUAAAAUGAACGUACUGUGGUGCUCUUUGGCGGUGCUGUCAGUGCUAUCCGGGACGCAUGGUCACGGGCGGCUAAUCGAGCCGCCAUCGCGGGCCUCGGCGUGGCGCUUCGGGUUCGACACCCCCCACAACUACAACGACCACGAGCUCUACUGCGGCGGCUUCUCCCGCCAGUGGAACAAGAACGACGGCAAGUGUGGCGUCUGCGGCGACGCCUGGGACGCGCCACAACCCCGCCCCCACGAACUCGGAGGCCGCUUCGGCAAAGGCGUCAUCGUACGACGAUACGCCCCCAAAGACGCCGUCACUAUCAAAGUAGACCUAACCGCUAACCACAACGGAUACUUCGAAUUCAGAGUAUGCGAUGAACCAAAAGGCACUACUCAGGAAUGUCUCGACAAACACGUGCUGAAGGUCGACGGACGAGAUGGGACGAAGUUCUAUCCCAGAGACGGGAAUAAGAUAUACGAAAUGAAAUACAGGUUGCCUGACGACUUUGAAUGUGCGCAUUGUGUGUUGCAAUGGAGGUAUAUAGCUGGAAACAAUUGGGGAACUUGUGAGAACGGGACGGGGGCGGUGGGGUGCGGACCGCAGGAGGAGUUCAGGGCUUGUGCUGACAUAGCCAUUGGGGAGAAGUUCGCGACCACGACGAGACGGCCGAGACCGACGUACGUGCCUCCGGGCAGACGGCCCACCGUACCCACUCCGGAGGAGAGCUCUGGAAGCUCCUGGUACGGCCUGGUCAUCGCUAUCGUUGCGUUGCUCGUCGCUGUCGCUGUGCUCGCAGGUAUCUACCUGUACUACUACAGGGGAGGCAUGCGCAUCAAGAGCCUGCUCAAGUCAAAAACUGCCCCGCCCGCCCCCGUCCCGCCGCCGAGACACAAAAGAGCAUCCCUGUCAAGAGAAAUGCCUCCAGAAUUAACCCCCUCGAAGGGCAUUCCCGAAUCGGGCUUCGAGACUGUAGACUUAAGAGCCAAAUGAUUCUGUUAGGUUAGUAAAUAAAGAACGCCGAACUAAAUGUUACUUUUCACAGAACUGAAGAUAAGUUAGCUCUUGAAAAGAUCUGUUGAAAGUUUUAUUAGCCGUAAAAGAUUUUUUGUAGAGGUGAAUGAACCUGGAAUGAUUUUCUGUAAGCCAAACUUUUGUCCUGAUAUUUGUGUUCACAAAAUGGCGUCCUAUGUUUUUUUGGUUCUCCUAUCGACUACCACUGCCGUAACUAGUGAUAUUUUGAGUGUGUGAAUGUAAGCCAGUGUUCUAAUUCGAUCUGAAUUUAAAAAUAUAAUUAUUUUUAAGUAAGCUUAAGUAUAAGACCUUUGUAAAUUAUAU